GUUGGAACACUAAACAAGGCACAAAGAACUCACCACCAUGUCAGAUAACACUCCGUGGUUUGAAGGGAUAAAAUUCCCUAUGGUACACUUCAGUCCUGAAAUAUUAAGGGAAGUACGGGACAAGUUUGUGGUGAAGGAUGAAGAUACAAUAACAGUGACUUAUCCCAAAUCAGGAACCAACUGGUUAAUUGAGAUUGUCUCCCUGAUUCUUUCCAAGGGGGAUCCCAAGUGGGUUCAAUCAGUGCCCAACUGGGAUCGUUCACCUUGGAUAGAGUCUACAGGAGGUUAUGAAUUAGUGAAGGGUCAGAAGGACCCACGAGUCUACACAUCCCACCUGCCCCUCCAUCUUUUUCCCAAGUCCUUCUUCAGUUCCAAAGCCAAGGUCAUGAUUUAUUGUAUUAGGAAUCCCAGAGAUGCUCUUGUGUCUGGUUAUUUUUUCCUGAGUAAAAUCAAUGUUACUGAGAAGCCAGAGACGCUGCAACAAUAUAUGGAAUGGUUCCUGCAAGGAAAUGUGAUAUAUGGAUCGUGGUUUGAGCAUGUCCGUGGUUGGCUGUCCAUGAGAGACAUGGAAAACGUCCUCGUGCUGAGUUAUGAAGAUCUUAUCAAGGACACAAGAAGCACUGUAGAGAAGAUCUGUCAAUUCUUAGGAAAGAAGUUAAAACCUGAAGAAACAGAUUUAGUCCUCAAGUAUAGCUCCUUUCAAUUCAUGAAAGAAAAUGAAAUGUCCAAUUUCACCCUGUUGCCUCAUGCUUAUACUACUGAGGGUUUCACACUUUUGAGAAAAGGAACUGUGGGGGACUGGAAGAAUCACUUCACUGUAGCCCAAGCUGAAGCAUUUGAUAAAAUUUAUCAGGAAAAGAUGGCAGGAUAUCCUCCAAAACUGUUUCCAUGGGAAGAAUGUUGAAAAUGUCUAUGUGUUAUUUGGAUACUGCUGUGUCCCUAUCUUGUACUUCUGCAUGCCUGUGGGAUCAUAGCAUUAAAUCAAGAUUUUAUUGUGAAGUUUUGAAUUAUCCAGUCUUUACAUUAUUGAUAGCCUGCUUGUUAUAAAUUUCGUUUUUUCCUGUAUUCCUUUAAAAGUACCUGUACUUUAGAAAUUCUUCAUGUUCAUUUGUAUACUGCAUUAUUGUGAAAAAAUAAAAAUUACACUAAACUGUGUCAA
Messenger RNA from Cavia porcellus (domestic guinea pig), 1159 nucleotides. RefSeq names its product 3-alpha-hydroxysteroid sulfotransferase-like. The record is from RefSeq and is a predicted model, not a curated record. Gene Ontology annotation, biological process: sulfation. Lineage: Eukaryota; Metazoa; Chordata; Mammalia; Rodentia; Caviidae. Gene Ontology annotation, molecular function: sulfotransferase activity. The coding region runs from base 38 to 904 and encodes 288 amino acids. The transcript is spliced from 6 exons. Gene Ontology annotation, cellular component: cytoplasm.